GGGGCGGGGUUUCGUCCCUGGGGAGGUCACCUGACCUGAGGGAACGCGGAAGCGCCGUUGGCAAGGGGGAGAUGGCGCCCAACAAGAGCAACUGGCUGUCCGGGGUCAACGUGGUUCUGGUGAUGGCCUAUGGGAGCCUGGUGUUUGUUCUUCUGUUCAUCUUUGUGAAGAGACAGAUAAUGCGUUUUGCCAUGAAGUCCCGCAGAGGACCCCAUGUUCCGGUGGGACACAAUGCCCCCAAGGACUUGAAGGAAGAGAUCGAUAACCGGCUGUCCAAGGUCCAGGACAUAAAGUUUGAACCCCGUCUCUUGGCAGAAGGAGACGACCGGAUGCUCCAGCUGGACACACCAGGCUGCUACAAUUAUCUGUACAGGAUGAAGACGCUGGAUGCUGUGAAAGACUCGGGUAAACGUCUUUGCGACAUCCCCUUCCAGGAGAACCGCAAGUACCCCAAAUCUCUAGUCGGAAAGAACUUCCGAGCGUACCUGCUGGAGCUGAGGAACUCCGGCUCGCCCUUCAGGAGUGUGCGGAAGACGUUGCUGGACACCCUGUUGGACCGAUAUGACUCAGCCCGAUACGGCACUGGGGUGUAUGGAAAAACGGAUCAUGAAAAGUUUGUGGAGGCGUUGUCGGAGCUGUCUGCAUAUGUGAAGACCAGAGAUGCGGGAAGUCACCGGCAGCGCCAGUCUGCAGCCAGAGACCUGACUUCCUCCCCGGACACCUCCGGAUCCCCCACCAUCCAGGUGACGUACCUGCCCUCCAGCCAGAAGACCAAGAGACCCAAACACUUCCUGGAGUUGAAGAGUUUUAAAGACAACUACAACACGUUAGAAAGCACCUUGUGACUCUGGCGGACCCUGUUACGUGGGUUCUGUGAGCCAUUCCCUCACCGGUUCCUAGGUCAUAUUAUGAGCCGCUCACCAGAAGGUCGUUAUUUAGCUCUCUCAGUGAGAGAGCGCCCCCUGCAGGGCAAUGUGAGCAAUGCAACGGCUGGAUUAAAUUUGUGGUCAUCACUGACUCGUAUGAACUUCCCCACACGAGAGAGAAGAAAAACAGUAUUAAUGCAUAGAGUCAGCGCGGAGAUAAUCCUGACGCCAAGUAUCGUGCUUGUGGCAGUGUUGUGUCUUGUUCUAGAAGAGUCGGAUGACUACAGAGCGUUACAAAGCCCUCCGAUAAACCCACAUGUUGCUGGUGUUAAGCUUCACGGCUAAAUGACCCUGAACCAAUGACAUCUGCACGCGGUGCAGUGAUGCCCAACAAUCCGCAUGUUGCACCCGCUGGCCACAGGCGCGAAGCCGUCAGGAAGUAAUUGCCGGUUUAGUUUAGUAACUGUACAUAUGGGUCUGUAAAUAAGUUGUGUGCGUACACCCGCUGUUGAGGGGUGUAUCUUUUGUAUCUUUCAUGUGCAGUAUUAAAUCAGAACAUUGAUUAUC
Messenger RNA from Pseudophryne corroboree (corroboree frog), 1433 nucleotides. RefSeq names its product chromosome 12 C1orf43 homolog (gene LTAP1). Bases 72 to 845 code for a protein of 257 amino acids. Gene Ontology annotation, biological process: phagocytosis. The transcript is spliced from 7 exons. The record is from RefSeq and is a predicted model, not a curated record. Lineage: Eukaryota; Metazoa; Chordata; Amphibia; Anura; Myobatrachidae.